UGCUUGGUUGGGUGGUAGCUUCCAAGGCCACUGUAAAUGUGUAUCAGCAAAUCCAGAAACAGCCAGGAAGGGAACAAAGUUUAGUCUGUGAGUAAACAGUCGGCUGCCCAGCAGUUUCACGCUGUCCAGUAGUUUCAUGCUGUCCAGACUUCAGGUCUAGGUUUUGGAGCCCUCUCUUGCAUCAGAACUCCCUUCUAAUGAUCCUCUGAGUGUCAUCUCAGGACCUUGGUCACACUCAUGGCACGAUGGCCAACCCUCAGGAGCACCUGAGCUCCUCCCCUUCUCCACACUUACCCUUGAGUGAACGCAGAGUUUUCAGUGGACCACAAGAUGAACUCACAGCUAUGGGGAACCACCCUUCACCCAAGCUCCAUGAGGACCACCAGGAAAAGGUGGUGGGGCAAACAGAGCUAGUCGAGAGCACGAACAGCCCCAUCACCACUACAGUGCUGACAAGUAUGAGUGAGGAUUCCAGGGACCAGUUUGAGAACAGUGUUCUUCAGCUAAGGGAGCAAGAUGAAUCAGAGAUGGCUGUGUCUCAGGGAAAAAACAACACUGUGGAUGGAGAGAACAUGAGUGGAACUGAAGACAUCAAGAUUCAGUUUAGCCGGUCAGGCGGUAGCAGUGGUGGGUUUCUUGAAGGACUCUUUGGAUGCUUGAGGCCUGUAUGGAAUAUCAUUGGGAAGGCAUAUUCCACUGAUUACAAGUUGCAGCAGCAAGAUACUUGGGAAGUGCCAUUUGAGGAGAUCUCAGAGCUGCAGUGGCUGGGUAGUGGAGCCCAGGGAGCUGUCUUCUUGGGCAAAUUCCGAGCAGAAGAGGUGGCCAUCAAGAAAGUGAGAGAACAGAAUGAGACGGAUAUCAAGCAUUUGAGGAAGUUGAAGCACCCUAACAUCAUCGCGUUCAAGGGUGUAUGUACUCAGGCCCCGUGUUAUUGUAUCAUCAUGGAAUACUGUGCCCAUGGACAACUCUACGAGGUCUUGAGAGCUGGCAGGAAGAUCACACCUCGAUUGCUGGUAGACUGGUCCACAGGAAUUGCAAGUGGAAUGAAUUAUUUGCACCUCCAUAAGAUUAUUCAUCGUGAUCUCAAAUCACCCAAUGUCUUGGUGACUCAUACAGAUGCAGUAAAAAUUUCAGAUUUUGGUACAUCUAAGGAACUCAGUGAUAAAAGUACCAAGAUGUCCUUUGCUGGCACAGUUGCAUGGAUGGCACCAGAGGUGAUACGGAACGAGCCUGUCUCUGAAAAGGUUGAUAUAUGGUCUUUUGGAGUCGUCCUUUGGGAGCUGCUGACGGGAGAGAUCCCUUACAAAGAUGUAGAUUCUUCAGCCAUAAUUUGGGGCGUUGGAAGCAAUAGCCUACACCUUCCAGUUCCUUCCACUUGCCCUGAUGGAUUCAAAAUCCUCAUGAAACAGACGUGGCAAAGUAAACCUCGCAACCGACCUUCUUUUCGGCAGACACUCAUGCAUCUGGACAUCGCAUCUGCAGAUGUGCUUGCGACCCCGCAAGAGACGUACUUCAAGUCUCAGGCUGAAUGGAGAGAAGAAGUAAAAAAACACUUUGAAAAGAUCAAAAGUGAAGGAACUUGUAUACACCGAUUAGAUGAAGAACUGAUUCGAAGGCGCAGAGAAGAGCUCAGGCAUGCUUUGGAUAUUCGUGAACACUAUGAGAGAAAGCUUGAGCGGGCCAAUAAUUUAUACAUGGAACUGAGUGCCAUCAUGCUGCAGCUGGAAAUGCGGGAGAAGGAGCUCAUUAAGCGUGAGCAAGCUGUGGAAAAGAAGUACCCUGGGACCUACAAACGACACCCUGUCCGUCCAAUAAUCCACCCCAAUGCCAUGGAGAAACUCAUGAAAAGGAAAGGUGUGCCCCACAAACCUGGGAUGCAGACCAAACGGCCAGAUCUGUUGAAAUCUGAAGGCAUCCCCAGUACAGAAGUGGCUCCCACUGCAUCUCCUUUGUCGGGAAGUCCCAAAAUGUCCACCUCAAGCAGUAAGAGCCGGUAUCGAUGCAAACCUCGCCACCGCCGGGGGAAUAGCAGGGGCAGCCAUAGUGACUUUGCAGCAAUCCUGAAAAACCAGCCGGCCCAGGAAAAUUCACCCCAUCCUACCCACCUACACCAAGCUGAAUCCCAGUACCCUUCUCUCCAUCACCAUAAUCUGCAGCAGCAAUACCAGCAACCCUCUCCUGCCAUGUCUCAAAGUCACCAUCCCAGACUCACUAUGCACGGACAGGACAUUGCAACCUGCACCAACAACCUGAGAUACUUUGGCCCAGCAGCAGCCCUGCGGAGCCCACUCAGUAACCAUGCUCAAAGACAGAUGCCUGGUUCGAGCCCCGACCUCAUCUCCACAGCCAUGGCAGCAGAUUGCUGGAGAAGUCCUGAGCCAGACAGGAGUCAAGCUGACACCUGGGGCUGUUGUCAGGCUGACCCUUAUGACCCUUGCCUCCAGUGCAGACCAGAACAGUCUGGGUCUUUGGACAUACCCUCCGCUGAGCCAGCGGGGAGGAGCCCUGACCUUUCCAAGUCACCAGCACACAAUCCCCUCUCAGAAAAUGCCCAGAGUUCUGAGAAAAUGGAAGAAGAUGAAUUCAACACGUGUAGGACUGCAUCAUCCCUUGGCACCCCUCAUCACGUCACUCCCCCAGUGCUACCUCGUAAAACAAGGCCCCUUCAGAAGAGUGGAGAUGACUCUUCAGAAGAGGAAGAAGGGGAAGUAGACAGUGAAGUUGAAUUUCCACGAAGACAGAGGCCCCACCGGUGCAUCAGCAGCUGCCAGUCGUACUCGACCUUCAGCUCUGAGAACUUCUCCGUGUCUGAUGGGGAGGAGGGAAAUACCAGUGACCACUCCAACAGUCCUGAUGAGUUAGCUGAGAAACUUGAAGACCGCCUGGCGGAGAAGCUAGACGACCUGCUAUCCCAGACGCCGGAGAUCCCCAUUGAGAUAUCCUCACACUCAGACGGGCUCUCUGACAAGGAGUGUGCCGUGCGCCGCGUGAAGACGCAGAUGUCUCUGGGCAAGCUGUGCGCCGAGGAGCGUGGCUAUGAGAACCCUAUGCAGUUUGAAGAAUCGGACUGUGACUCUUCAGAGGGGGAGUGUUCUGAUGCCACAGUUAGGACCAAUAAACACUACAGCUCUGCUACUUGGUAAUGAAGGAGUACACAUCCUGAAGAUCUCGUAACUAUACUGGCAUUUCAAAUCCACCCAGCCCCAGACUCUUCCCACUCUCUACCUGCUUUAUGUCCGGGAAGAGAACUGCCCUAUCUUUACUACCCCUAGAAAUGAGCUGCAAUAACAGGAACAUGAGACUUCGCAAAUCUCUGGAAAAAAAUAUCCAAAUGAAAUUAAGUCUCACUGAACAUUUCAAUCAAGAAUGGCAGGGAUCUAUUUUAUUGAAUAUUCUAGCUACUGUAACAUUGAUAUUUAUUUUUGUUUGACAUUUUAACACUUUGUACUGUAAAGAGUGAACUAUAUAUGAGAUAGAGAGAGAUACAAUAAUUUCUUGCAAAAAAAAAAAAAAGAGAAGAAAGAAAAGAGAAAAAGAAGUGACAUAUAGAAGCAACAUCCUUGGGAAUUCGUGGGGGUGGGAGGUAUCAUUGUUGCUUGAAUAGGGGACCAGGUCUUUUGGCCGUGAAUGACUGAAGAUGAGACACAUUGAGCCUUUAGAACAUAAACAACAGCAAAAGAGAAGCAAUUCCAGGCGACUUGGGACCAGACCACAUUAAGUUCAACCAUAUUGUGCCGGUGGGUGAUGGAAAUAUCCUUAAAAGGUUUGGUGACCAGAUACUUGCACCCAGGGUCCUUGAGGACAUGUACUUCCUCUAGGAGGAAAAAACAAUAACAAACUGUAUAUGUGGAAGCUGAUUUCAUAUUUAAAAUUUUAAGCAGCAUUUGAUAGUGAGGCUUACAGAUAGCGUCAAACCUUGUCCUUGACAAAUAUUUCCCCUUUUAAUGCUGUCAUUGUCAUGACUGUGACAAAUGUGUUGUAGACUCAAGUGCCAUUUUCUUGUAGCUUAUUUCCUUUCUACCUGCUGACCUUUAGGAAAAACUGUGCUGGGGAGAAGAAAAGAAUCAGAGAAAAGGAAAAUCUCUAACAGUGUUAGACAAAAACGAAUGUGGAAGUUUUAAAAAUAUAUUCUUAGGAUGGCCCAGUUCAGCUACAUGGACAAGAUGGGAUUGCCCCUCUCUGGAACCAGGUUACUUGUCUGCUACAAACAUAGUGAUUCAAACAGAAGAACAGACUUUGAAGGCAGCUAGGAUGUGUGUGUGUGUGUGUGUGUGUGUGUGUGUGUGUCUAGCCCUAAACCAUCCCCUGGUUUUUAUUCAUUAAAACCUAUCCUAGAAGCUUUAGUGACUGGCUACCACUGUCAGAAUAAAGGCAAAAUAAGCAACUUCCAAAAGGCAAUUCUUCUCCCAGCAUAUUAGCAUUUGUGUUGAAUGCUACUUAUAAAAUAACUUUUAUUCCACUCCAAAUCAAUGAGGUUUUGAAUAAUUGGAUUUAGAAAUUGGUAGAAAGACCAGUGAUGUUGAGCAAGGAUUGGAAAGAGUUUUACACUGUCAAAAGCAUGAGGUCCUUCCUAUCUCCAGGGUCAUGGGCUCCGAAAAGCAUCCCAAGGUACUUCGUGGUACCUUGGCUUUAAGGAAAAUUGUGUGUAGAAUUUUAUAGACAAACAGAUGUUGACCUAGUUCCUGUCUGUGUCUCCAAGAUAGGUUACUACCAAACAACCCUUGGAUUCACUAGACUCUCACUGCAUCAUGUUGAACGUUAGGAAAGACGCCCCCAGUAGCUGUUAAACCCUUCCCAGUGCAGAUGAGAAUGCUGCCCCUCCUCUGGGUUUCACUAAUUGCAUCAGCCAAAAAGGAAGAGCAGGAGGGAAUUUAGAGCAGUUCCUUUUGCUUCUUUGAUCCCUCCAGUUGUUUACACUUUAUGUUGAGACAUUGAUUUUAAAAUUUAUUGUCUAUGAUUUAUAGCUCUUAGGUAGAAUGAAGGAAAAUGUUUAACUUAUACAGAAAGCAGUAUUGUUUGCAUUAAAUUAUUCCAUUUUGUAUAAAUUCUGUAGCUGGACUACAUGAAAGGUCUUAAGUUAUGGCAUUAUUAUCAUUGUUAUUUUAUUUUAUAAUAUUACCAUUCUCAUUUUCUGUUGAUCAGAAGGUGUGAUUUACAGUGUAGCACAAUGAUCAUGUUUAUCGCUAACUGUGAAUUAUUAUGGGUUUUAUGAUUUUAAUGAAGGAAUGAAAAUGGAACUGCCAUUUGGGAGCUCCCUGUUAUUCAUUUUAGCUGUAUUCCCUAAUUUUCUACUUAACAAUAACAAUCAUCUGAGGAUGUGUUUUCUGCCCUGAAGCCCAAUGGAUACAUUGUGAGUUUGACUGGAUCCUGGAAGCUCCAGGGUGGGCAGAUGACUGAGUGGAUGGGCAAAUAGUUCAAAAGCUGUAAAUUUCCUCAAGUAUCUUAGGAACUAAAAUCAUGGGACUACAUUAGAAGCAAAAAAAAGAAUUAUUUAAUGCCCCAAGAGGAACAGUCCUAGAGAGAUUUUUCGUGGGGCUCAUGGAUUAGUUUCAAGAAUUGACAACAUAGGUCGUAAUCUCCUUACUGCCAGAUCCUUCAACACCACCCUCUUUUCUUUUACUUCAGAUUAGCAAGGAGACUAAGAAAAAAUUAUAUACAGUAGUCCCUCCUCAUCUGAGAUUUUACUUGCCUUGCUUUCAGUUACCUACAAUCAACCAUGGACUGAAAAUAUUAAAAACUCCAGAAAUAAACAAUUCAUAAAUUCUAAACUGCACGCCAUUCUGAGUUACGUGGACGAAAUCUUGCACGAUGCCACCUUGAGUGUGAAUCCUCCCUCUGUCCAGCAUAUCCCUGCUGUGGACAUGUCCUACCCAUUUGUAGUAGCCAUGUUGGUUAUCAGAUCAAUUGUGGCAGUUAUUGCAGUGUGUGUGUGUUCAGGUAACCUUUAUUUUACUUAAUGAUAGCCUCAAAAGGCAAGAGUGCUAGACCUAAUUUAUAGAUUAAACUUUAUCAUAGGUCUGUAUGUAUGGGAACAAACGUAGCCUAUAUAAAGGUUUGGUACUAUCUUCGGUUUUAGGCAUCCACUGGGAGCUCUUGGAACAUAUCCUCCACAGCUAAGGGGGGACUACUGUGUGUGUGUGAAAAUAUAUAUGUAUAUGUAUGUAUAUACAAUGUGUGUACAUAUAUACAUAUAUGUAUAUAUGGCAUGACAUAAAAUGCCUAGCUAUGAUGUCAUCACAUAAUAAGAUUAAAGACAGUCAAAAAAAAAGGCACAGUCACUUAAAGGAUCAAGUGCUGGAAACGUACCUUGAAAGGCCAUAUAGUGACUUCAGAUCAAACUAUAUAUUUUUUUUUUUUUUGGUGCAUUACUCCUUAGAAUGGGGACACUACAACUCUAUGUCUACUUUCUGCCCAACAUAAAACACUGACACUUUAGUUUAUCCAGUUGUUGCCCACCUUUAGUGGCAACUGAGAAACGUGAGGGUCAAGUUCUGUCUUCUACCUUUCUGUUAUGGUCUUCCUAGAAAACCCAUCCCAGAUACCUCAUAUUUUUUAUCAGUUUUUUGAAUUCCCAUUCUUUACUAUCUGUUAUGCUAAUGGCAUACGCCUUCCCUAGAUUAACUGUUCUGAGCAUAUUAAGGUAGUACACAAUGGUUGAAUCUUUAGUCAUUCGUUGUGUUGUUAAGAGUUGAAUAAGGUCCACUUGGAAUACAUUUUUUGAGUAGAAUUGACCAGAAGUUUCAGGAGGACCAGUGCUCUCUGGUUAAAAAGGUAAAUGCCUUCUCUAUCCCAGCUUGGCCCUUCCCUGCCUGCCUAUAAUAAGCAGGGAUAUCUUGAAUUGAUAUAUGUUUCUUUGAGAAUAACUCCACACUCAUCUGAAGAGUAUUGAAUCAAGAGCUCAGGGAAUUUAUGAGCUAAUUUUUCAGUCCUGAGAAGUGUGCAACAGUGCUCCAAGGACAUCACAAGGCUGAUUUCAAGCUUCUUCACUGAAAGCUUAAUACCCUUGGCAUGAACAUCCAUAUGCAUUCAACAUCUGGUUUUGACUGUAAGAUAAUGAGUUUUAAUUUAUGUUGCAGAUGAGCAUUUGGUUCUGAUUUCCAUCUAUUUCUAGAUCAUGUCCUCUGAAUAACAAUUCCUCUUAAAAUUGCAUAGCAGAAGGACUGGGAAGCCUGCAUCCACUUUGAAAUUAUAAUGGAUCUUACCAGCACUAAAAUUUACCCCUGUUUGCAAGAUUGUGGGGAGCUCCCAAGCAGGAAGGUGAAGAUGCCACCCCUAAUGUAAGAUGAUUUGUAUGGCCUACUGAAGUUCAGAUACUGUGUUUGAAAAUGUUAGUAUCGACAAAUCUACCCUUCUAAAAUGAGGACAUUUUUAGUAGGAUUUAGUAGGGCAUCUACGAUAGGGCUUUGUUGUGCUAAAUUAUGCCCUUCUCCUUCCCUGAGUAAUAGAUGUGUUUUGGAUUUUCCUAGUACCAAACUACCGUAUUUAAACUGUUCUCUCCCACUAUGGAGCACUGAUAUCCUUUGAGAGUAAAUGCACCCUUAUUUAUUAGAUGAUUUACUUUAAAAAAAAAAAAAAGCUCCAUUUUUUUUUUCUUUUCUCAAAACAUUCCUAUUUGAAGUUCCUGGAACUGAAAUCUCCAUAACAUAAUAUUUGGAGAAAUUCCUACCCCACUACACAGUAACGUGUGCUGUUUUUUAUUUUGUUUUACCGGUGAACCAGAAACCAAAAUAUGACCUACUUACCACCUCCAUCCUAAACACCCAAAGCCAACAUUACUUAUUGAGCAUUGAGUGUACAAACCUCAGAACCUCUCACAACAUGGCACAUGAAGCAAUAAUUACCCCUUGCAAAGGGAAACCCAUUUGCCAUCCCCGCUCAAAGUUCAUAAUUUUUUAAAGAUGAACUUUUGAGUUAGCUCUGAAAGGAGAGAAAAUGACAGGCUCAUACUAGAGUUCUCCUUAAGAAUCCCACCUAUGGCUGUCAGGGACAGUACCAUUGGCAGAGGAAGGGCCACCUAUCUCUACCCUUUUGGACUACAGUUCCAAAAGAAGAAUCACCAAUUGCUCAUGGGUCAAAUUCCAAAAUGUCUCUGCUUUCACAUCAUUUAACUGUACUGACUGAGCGUGUUCCUCCCUUCUAUAAACAGAAAGUUAGUAUGGUAAGUCUCAGUUACUUGCUUCUUUAGACUAUGAGACUGAUAUACCAAAACAAUGUGACUUUCUUUUCAAGACUGUGACGUACUGUCAGUGUGAAUUUAGUGCCUUUCCAGGCAGCAAGACUUUUCUUCUCUGCUGAUUUCAUAGGACAGACAUCACAGUAUACUCACAAUACCAGUGUUAGCAACCUCAGAGACUGGCACAUUAGAAUCAUGUUAGUCUGCCUGUUUGCAUGUUACAACUGAUACUGCAAACACCUCUUUAAGUUGGAAUGAAAUAGGCUGCUAAGUGGAGGACCCUUGUGGAACCUGGAGCAUUUCUCAGGGAUGGGUGGCAAAAGAAGUGAGCUCUGAAAUCACCAUUCUGAGAAACAGAGUUAUAGACACCAAAGGAGUUGGGUUAGGGAUUUUGUUAACCAUCGACUGACUGGGGCACAAUGGCGGGAUUUUACAAGAGCCAAGCCCCAAGCAAGUAACAAGGCCACUGUAAGGAAGCUUCCAGCAGCAUCCCAAGCCUGCUCUUCCGAGCCACUUCACAGCACGCAGGGGAUGGCUGGCUCCUGGCCCCAGGCCACUGUCCAUUGACCAAGUGGACAGGGUCCUCCAAUGGUUGCAGACCAGAGGGACCUCUGACCAAAAUGCACAAGCUAUUAGGAAGAUGUCAUCCCAGUGGUUCUUUACUUCCAAAGUGACCACUUUCAAGACUCCAGAUUUGGCAAGACCAUCUUUGAUUCUUUAUUCCAUGUAUGAUAAUUUUAACUCCUGUCAACUUGGACAGAUUAAAUUUCUUUUUGGUGGUUAAGUCCCAAAAUGCACCCCCUCACAUCCCGUGUGGUCUCCUGUACUUAGUCCCCUGUUCCCGGUUUUGUGUUCUGAUGUGGGCUCCCUUUGUAUUGAACAGCCAUGGGAACAAGAACGACUAUCAAAGCAAACAAAUGCAUGGAAUUAAACAAGUGUACUUCACCA
Messenger RNA from Otolemur garnettii (small-eared galago), 9121 nucleotides. RefSeq names its product mitogen-activated protein kinase kinase kinase 13 (gene MAP3K13). Gene Ontology annotation, biological process: JNK cascade; protein autophosphorylation. The record is from RefSeq and is a predicted model, not a curated record. Gene Ontology annotation, molecular function: JUN kinase kinase kinase activity; protein homodimerization activity; ATP binding. Lineage: Eukaryota; Metazoa; Chordata; Mammalia; Primates; Galagidae. The transcript is spliced from 14 exons. Bases 246 to 3143 code for a protein of 965 amino acids.